Messenger RNA from Naumovozyma castellii, 450 nucleotides. RefSeq names its product Aim11p (gene AIM11). NCBI's taxonomy places the organism in Eukaryota, Fungi, Ascomycota, Saccharomycetes, Saccharomycetales, Saccharomycetaceae. The record is from RefSeq and is a predicted model, not a curated record. The coding region runs from base 1 to 450 and encodes 149 amino acids. The transcript has 2 exons.
AUGAUGGAAACCUCAGCACCAUCUUCUAUCAAUCCCAAUGAGAUAACAACAAAGAGAAGGCCGAAGCAAGCUUUCAGAUUCUUUGGAGCAACAAUGUUCACGUUAUUUGUCUCAAAACUAGUGCAAAAAAACAUCAGAUCUCGUAAAUACCGACCCUUACCCUUUCAAUCAAAAAGAAUAAGGGCGUUGACGGCAGCAAGAGGUGAAGCAGCUAGUGCGCUUUUAUUGGCUACCGGAAUCACUACCGGAAUAGCUGCUAUGUCCAUAUUUGGGGCUUGUUGGAUAUUAAAUAUCACCACCCUGGAUGAUUUUGCAAGAAGGUUAAAUAAAUGGUCUGGUGUUGAUAAGACUGUUUUAGAAAAUUUAGAUAAUGCUAGUGAUGAGAUCACAGAUGCAAGUACCCAAGAAUUUGAACGACAAAUUGAAGAAUAUUUUGGAGAUAAGAAGUAA